This is a messenger RNA of Rangifer tarandus platyrhynchus (Svalbard reindeer), 957 nucleotides long. The record is from the annotation of a GenBank genome assembly. NCBI's taxonomy places the organism in Eukaryota, Metazoa, Chordata, Mammalia, Artiodactyla, Cervidae.
AUGUGGCUGCCUCUGCUGCUGGCGGUCCUGCUCUGGGCCGUGCUGUGGUUGCUCAGAGACCGGCAGUGCCUGCCAGCCAGCGACGCUUUCAUCUUCAUCACCGGCUGCGACUCGGGCUUCGGGCGGCUCCUUGCUCUGAGGCUGGACCAGAGAGGCUUCCGAGUCCUGGCCAGCUGCCUGACACCCUCGGGGGCGGAGGACCUCCAGCAGGUUGCCUCCUCCCGCCUCCACACCACCCUACUGGAUGUCACAGAUCCCCAGAGCGUCCGGCAGGCAGCCAAGUGGGUGGAAACGCACGUUGGGGAAGCAGGGCUUUUUGGUCUGGUGAAUAACGCUGGUGUGGCUGGCAUCAUUGGGCCCACCCCAUGGCAGACGCGGGAGGACUUCCAGCGGGUGCUGACUGUGAACACGCUGGGCCCCAUCGGGGUCACCUUCGCCCUGCUGCCACUGCUGCUGCGGGCCCGGGGCCGAGUGGUCAACAUCAGCAGCGUCCUGGGCCGCCUAGCCGCCAAUGGAGGGGGCUACUGUGUCUCGAAAUUUGGCCUGGAGGCCUUCUCUGACAGCCUGAGGCGAGACGUGGCUCCUUUCGGGGUGCGGGUCUCUAUCGUGGAACCUGGCUUCUUCCGAACCCCUGUGACAAACCUGGACACUUUGGAGGCCACCCUGCAGGCCUGCUGGGCACGGCUACCUCCAGCCACACAGGCCCUCUACGGGGAGGACUUCCUCGCCAAAUACCUAAGCGUGCAGCAGCGGAUCAUGAACAUGAUUUGUGACCCGGACCUGGCCAAGGUGAGCAGGUGCGUGGAGCAUGCCCUAACUGCCCAUCACCCCAGAACCCGCUACAGCCCAGGCUGGGAUGCCAAGCUGCUCUGGUUGCCAGCCUCCUACUUGCCAGCCAGCCUGGUGGAUGUUGUGCUCACCUGGGUCCUUCCCAAGCCUGCCCAGACAGUCUACUAA